CAACCUACCAGCGACAAGCUUGGCGACGAUAAGUUCGGCUGACCCAUCAUCAGGAGGAAAGCAGACUGGAGACAGAAAGUCAGUAUUGCUCUAUUCAAGGCUGCGCGUGCGUUUCCCCUGUUUUACAGCAGAGUCAUAAACAGCCCCGUUCACCUCAGCCCCAGUGCUAAAAUAGCGUCAUUGUUCAGGAUGCCCCAGACAAACAAGUUCAAAUGUGCUGCAGCCAGCAGUCCGGCUCAAUCUGCUGGUCCUGACCGUGGGGAACCAGUCAGAGACCCCAACGCACCUCCAGGGGACAGUGGUGGAGAUGAAAACCAGGGAGACCCUCAGAUUAUCAAAUCACCCAGUGACCCCAAACAAUACAGAUAUAUUGAGCUGAGUAAUGGACUGAGGGCUCUGCUCAUCUCUGAUCUGAGCGGUUUAGAUGGGAAAGCUGAAGAUGAGGAUGAUGAAGAUUCUGAAGAGGAGGAGGCGGAAGAGGAGGCAGAGGGAGAGGAAGAAGAGGGAGACUCGGGGGAAGGAACGGAUGAGGAAUCUGAAGAGGAAGGAGACAGUCAGGAUAGCGAUUUUGAGGAGCUAGAUGAGGAAAGUGACCAGAAGAAGAAAAAAGGAUCUGAAAAACAGUCAGCGGCAGCCCUUUGUAUUGGGGUAGGGAGUUUCAGUGACCCUAAUGAUUUACCUGGCCUUGCACACUUCCUGGAGCACAUGGUAUUCAUGGGCAGCGAAAAGUACCCUUCUGAAAAUGGCUUUGAUGCAUUCCUAAAAAAGCACGGCGGCAGUGAUAACGCUUCCACUGAUUGUGAGAGAACCAUUUUCCAAUUUGACGUGCAGAGGAAACGCUUUAAAGAAGCCCUUGACAGAUGGGCUCAGUUUUUCAUAUGUCCUCUUAUGAUUGAAGAUGCCAUUGAUCGAGAGGUUGAGGCUGUGGACAGUGAAUAUCAGCUUGCCAAGCCGUCCGAUUCUCACCGUAAGGAAAUGCUCUUUGGCAGCCUCGCAAAGCCCGACCAUCCUAUGAGCAAAUUCUGUUGGGGAAAUGCACAGACCCUAAAGACCGAGCCUAAGGAGAAGAACAUCAAUGUUUACAAGAGACUCCGUGAGUUCUGGAAGAGGCACUACUCUGCCCACUAUAUGACCCUGGCAGUGCAGUCUAAAGAGAGUCUUGACACCCUUGAGGAAUGGGUUAGAGAAAUCUUUAGCCAGGUGCCCAACAAUGGGCAGCUGAAGCCUGAUUUUUCAGACAAGCUGAAUCCCUUUGAAACUCCUGCCUUCAACAAACUUUACAGAGUGGUGCCUGUUAGAAAAGUGCAUGCCCUCACUAUCACAUGGGCUCUACCACCUCAAGAAAAGCACUACAGGGUCAAACCUCUCCAUUACAUCGCUUGGCUGAUUGGCCACGAGGGAACUGGAAGUAUCCUGUCAAUGCUUAGAAGAAAGUGCUGGGCUUUGGCUUUGUUUGGUGGAAACAGCGAAACCGGUUUUGAUCAGAACACCACAUAUUCAAUUUUUAGUAUCUCCAUCACACUGACCGACGAGGGCUUCCAGAACUUCUAUGAGGUUGCUCAUCUCGUCUUCCAGUACUUGAAAAUGCUUCAGACUCUUGGGCCGCAACAGAGAAUAUAUGAAGAAAUUCAAAAGAUUGAGGCUAAUGAAUUUCACUAUCAGGAGCAGACUGAUCCUAUUGAGUAUGUGGAGGACAUUUGUGAAAACAUGCAGUUGUUCCCAAAAGAGGACUUCUUAACAGGAGACCAGUUAAUGUUCGAGUUCAAACCAGAGGUUAUCUCUGCUGCAUUGAACCUCCUCACACCAGAGAAGGCCAACUUGCUGCUUUUGUCCCCUGAGCAUGAAGGCCAGUGCCCUCUUAGGGAAAAGUGGUUUGGGACUCAGUACAGCACAGAGGACAUAGAGCAGCACUGGAGAGAGAUCUGGGCAAAAGAUUUCGAUUUAAAUCCCAGCCUUCACCUACCUGCUGAAAAUAAGUUCAUCGCCACUGAUUUUGCCCUCAAGACCUCUGACUGUCCGGACACCGAAUAUCCUGUCAGAAUAAUGAACAAUGACCGAGGAUGUCUGUGGUACAAGAAGGACAACAAGUUCAAGAUCCCCAAAGCAUACGUGCGGUUCCAUCUCAUAUCACCUGUGGUGCAGAAAUCUCCAAAAAACCUGGUGCUUUUUGACUUGUUUGUGAAUAUCCUGGUUCACAACUUGGCCGAGCCGGCCUAUGAGGCUGAUGUGGCGCAGCUAGAAUAUAAACUGGUGGCCGGUGAACAUGGCCUAGUCAUUAAGGUUAAGGGCUUCAAUCACAAACUACCGUUGCUGUUCAACCUGAUUGUGGAUUAUCUUGCCGAUUUCUCCGCCGCUCCUGAUGUAUUCAGCAUGUUUGCAGAGCAGCUGAAGAAAACCUACUUUAACAUCCUCAUCAAGCCGGAGAAGCUUGGAAAGGACGUGAGGCUGCUGAUUCUGGAGCACUCGCGCUGGUCCACCAUUCAGAAGUACCAGGCUGUGCUGGACGGGCUUAGUGUGGAUGAGCUAAUGGAGUUUGUGAGUGGCUUCAAGUCUGAGCUUUAUGCUGAAGGACUACUGCAGGGAAACGUCACUAGCACUGAAUCCAUGGGGUUUUUACAAUAUGUCACAGAAAAAUUGCAGUUCAAGAAGUUGUCAGUAGAGGUCCCUGUUCUCUUCAGGGUUGUGGAGCUCCCUCAGAAACAUCACCUCUGCAAAGUCAAGUCUCUCAAUAAGGGGGAUGCAAACUCUGAGGUCACUGUGUAUUAUCAGUCUGGUCCUAAGAACCUGCGUGAACACACUCUGAUGGAGCUGCUUGUGAUGCACAUGGAGGAGCCGUGUUUUGACUUCCUCCGGACCAAAGAGACUCUGGGAUAUCACGUCUACCCAACCUGUAGAAACACAUCAGGUGUUCUUGGAUUCUCCGUAACAGUGGAAACACAGGCCACCAAGUUCAACACUGAACUAGUGGAGACAAAAAUUGAGGAAUUUCUGGUAAGCUUUGGAGAGAAGAUGAACAGCCUGAGCGAUGACGCCUUCAGGACACAGGUGACCGCUCUGGUCAAGCUGAAGGGCUGUGAAGACACUCAUCUGGGCGAGGAGGUGGACAGGAACUGGACAGAGGUGGUCACGCAGCAGUACGUCUUCGACAGACUGAGCAGAGAGAUUGAUGCGCUGAAGCUCAUGACCAAGGCUGAGCUGGUGAACUGGUUUAUGGAGCAUCGGGGUGAAGGCAACAGGAAGCUGAGUGUACAUGUUGUUGGCUACGGAGUAGAAGAAAACGACCCUCCCAAUGAUCCACAUCCUGGAGAAGAAGAAGAGGCCAGCAAGAUGUCAUUAUAUGGAGAAGUUUCCAAACUCACCUUCCUUCAAGCUUCCAAUCUCCUGGCCUCCGUCAGCACCAUAACAGACAUCCGGGCCUUCACCCAAACCCUCAACCUCUUUCCUUACCACAAGAUUCUCAAAUAAACCAACCACCAACCCCAGUAUCUCCAUCAUCCAUCCUCUCCUACUGUCAUACUUGAGCAAAGGAUGAGCUUCAGCUGUAUGUGUGUGUUUGCGUAUGUGUGUGUGUGCAUGAAUGGGGCUAAACAUGGGGAUGGAUGCAGGUCUUUAGAACAUAAACAUGACUUAAAGUACUCAGAAUUGUGUGUAUUUUAUCAAUAUAUCUGCAGUGUUAUGUUUGUACUCAAAUAUUUCUAAUGUUAUGACACUGCUGAAAAAUAUUUGAAUGAAAUCGCUGGACUGCUUUUAAUGUAGGCGGUUGAGGAUUCGUAAGCAUGCGAGAGCAAUUUGAUGAUGCUUCUUUUAUACUGCUCUACAGCAUCACUCUGCAUUUGGCACAACUUCAAACUGUAAAAACGAGGGACGGCUAAUAUCACUGCUUGAAUUCAGAGUGUGCAAAUAUAUUUAUUAAAAGCAUCGUAAAACUACUAAUGGACUGUUUGCAUUUUAGUAUUUUCAUUUCUGUUAUGAAUCACUUUUGUGUGUGUGGUCAGUUAAAAUAAUGAAAGCAUUUCAUCAUUUUGGUAUGGUUUUGUUUAAUUUAUUUAUUCUUUAUAUUCUUUUUGAAGGGCAUUUGAAAGUGGGAUGGAUUAAAAUUGGUAUGUUAAUAAAUUACUUUAUUAAAUGAAA
Molecule: messenger RNA, 4131 nt
Organism: Danio rerio (zebrafish)
Lineage: Eukaryota; Metazoa; Chordata; Actinopteri; Cypriniformes; Danionidae
Source: RefSeq, a predicted model, not a curated record